This is a messenger RNA of Octodon degus (degu), 1173 nucleotides long. RefSeq names its product BTG anti-proliferation factor 4 (gene Btg4). Lineage: Eukaryota; Metazoa; Chordata; Mammalia; Rodentia; Octodontidae. The transcript is spliced from 6 exons. Bases 434 to 1129 code for a protein of 231 amino acids. Gene Ontology annotation, biological process: negative regulation of cell population proliferation; negative regulation of mitotic cell cycle. The record is from RefSeq and is a predicted model, not a curated record. Gene Ontology annotation, cellular component: cytoplasm; nucleus.
CUGCCUACAAACCGAGCACCGGCGCCUGCCGCAGCUCCCGGCGUCCGCGGAGUCCAGGCGCAGUCCCCGAGCUGCGGGCGAGGACGGACACCAGCCGCCGGCGACGCCAAGGAGCGCUUGGGGCGAGGGGCAGGGACGACGUCUCCCGAGGACGCCUCCGUGCUCCGGGUCAUCCCCGCCCGGCCGCCCCCACUGGCCGUGGCGGAACAAACAGCUGAGGGGCGGCGCUGCCCCAGGGCCCCGCACCCCCAGGCGGCGCCCGCAACCCCAGAACCAGAUAAUAUUUCAGCAGUAAUCCAGGAGUUGCCCUGAGGAACAUUUGUCACUAAGAGAAAUUGAAAAAAACUGCAAAAGUUAUCUGAAAAAUGGCUAGAAAAGAGAGAAAAAUUCAAAUUUGUCAUAAUCUGAAAUCCUCAUAGAUUGUUCUUGAAUCAUGAGAGAUGAAAUUGCAGCAACAGUUUUCUUUGUCACAAGGCUGGUGAAAAAACAUGAAAAACUGAAUAAAGGACAAAUAGAAGACUUCGCAGAAAAGCUGAUGAAAAUCUUGUUUGAAACAUACCGAGGCCACUGGCACCCCAUCUGCCCCUCUAAAGGGCAAGCCUUCAGGUGCAUCCGAAUAAACAAUCAGAAUAGUGACCCUAUUUUGAAAAGGGCUUGUGCUGAGAGUAAAGUGAAUUAUUUUCAUCUGGGACUUCCAAAAGAGAUGACCAUAUGGGUGGAUCCCUUUCAAGUGUGCUGUAGGUAUGGUGAAAAAAAACAUCCAUUUAUAGUUGCUUCUUUUAAAGGAAGAUGGGAAGAAUGGGAAUUAACUCAACAGAUCAGUUAUGCGGCUAACAGAGCCUCCUUAGACUACUCCUCUGGCACGUCCUCUGAUGAAGAAAGUGGCAGCGUGGACUCCAAGGUCAUUCCUAAAGUCAACAAUCCCAAGAGUGUCUAUCAGGCUGAAAACCUGAAACAGGCCUGCCCAUCUUGGUUCCACGUCCCCCGCAGAAAGAAUGUGGCAGAUGGCUGUGCGGGAGCCCUAGCGAGCCGAACCGCUUAUCAGGCUGCACCUAGGAACCACAAGGGCUGCAGGCCUGUCCCUGGGCACCGUGUGGACAGGUACCACUGGAUCAACUCAAACCGGUAAUAGGGUGGCAAGGUGCAGUGCAAGAGCUUAAGGAACAGGCUUUG